AUGGAAUACUGCACUAAAUAUCAUCGCUUACCAUUCUUGGCUCUUGGUGUAUCUCUCGCUCGAUCUAACAAUAAAAAACAUAAAAUGGUUCUCAAUCGUGGCAUACAUACAUGGCCAUUUGAGUUUAGUCUUCCUGAAUAUUUACCUCCAUCAUCAGGUCCCAACAAUGAAGCAUAUCCUCACAUCAAAUAUUACAUUCGAGUUGCUCUUGAUAGACCAUGGUACAAAUCAAAUGUUACUCAAAAAUAUCAUCUGACGAUUUCUCCUCAUAUGAAUCUUCUUCAGAUGAGUGGCACUCAAAAGACAUUUUAUUCUGUUGAUCAAAAUCGUAAACAACUUCGUUUACAAUGUUGUCUUCUUCGUAGUGGCAUUUUACCUGGUCAGUUACUUUCUUUUAAAAUACAUCUUCACAAUCCUGAACGAACCAAAAUCAAAAGAAUCGAAGCAACUUUCAUUCAACAUAGAGAGACUGCUGUUGAUCGUCACAAUGAAACUAUUUUUUUUGUCAAUUUACCCAAUUUGCGCGAAUUCAAUGAACUAUAUUCAGAACGUAAUUUCGAUCUACUUGUUCCUAAUACUUAUCUAACACCUACCUACAAGUUCACGACAACAUCUCAUGGCAAGCCAUAUUAUAUUACCGUUCAUUAUGAACUUAAACUGAAAGUUAUAUGUCAUGGGAUCUUUACUAAGAUUGAAGUAAACAUUCCGGUUAUUGUUGGUACAGAGGCAAUCUCAGGACAACAGCAGCAGCAACAAAAUCAUGAUUUCACAAUGCUCAUAAAUACUAGUCCUGUUUUCAACGAAAAUGAUCUGCCACCAAGCUAUGAAACAGUAAUCCAAAAUAUGCAAUAG
Messenger RNA from Rotaria sordida, 852 nucleotides. NCBI's taxonomy places the organism in Eukaryota, Metazoa, Rotifera, Eurotatoria, Philodinida, Philodinidae. The record is from the annotation of a GenBank genome assembly.